UGUCCCAGCCACCGUCAGCCACAGUCGCAGCCGGACCUCGCUCCUCAACUUGGCAAAGAUGCCUACAGAGACUGAGAGAUGCAUUGAAUCCCUGAUUGCUGUUUUCCAAAAGUACAGCGGGAAGGAUGGAAACAACACUAAACUCUCCAAAACUGAAUUCCUUUCCUUCAUGAACACAGAGCUGGCUGCCUUCACAAAGAACCAGAAGGACCCUGGUGUCCUUGACCGCAUGAUGAAGAAGCUGGACCUCAACUGUGACGGGCAGCUAGAUUUCCAAGAGUUUCUCAACCUCAUUGGCGGCUUAGCUAUAGCGUGCCAUGAUUCUUUCCUCCAAACUUCCCAGAAGCGAAUCUAAUCCUCUCAGUUCCCAUCCAACCACCAAGUCAUCACCUCCCCCGACCCCAUCCACACCUGCACUGAGCCCAGCACACCUACCACAACAUGUAUCCCACACCUGCUGGCAAAAAUAAAACAAUGCCAUUUUUUUUUAAGUGUAAAAAAAAAAAAAAAAAAAAAAAAA
This is a messenger RNA of Mus caroli (Ryukyu mouse), 520 nucleotides long. Its product is annotated as protein S100-A11. Gene Ontology annotation, cellular component: cytoplasm. Gene Ontology annotation, molecular function: calcium-dependent protein binding; S100 protein binding; calcium ion binding. Lineage: Eukaryota; Metazoa; Chordata; Mammalia; Rodentia; Muridae. Gene Ontology annotation, biological process: regulation of cell population proliferation. The record is from RefSeq and is a predicted model, not a curated record.